This is a messenger RNA of Thunnus maccoyii (southern bluefin tuna), 1198 nucleotides long. Its product is annotated as Fc receptor-like protein 5. The record is from RefSeq and is a predicted model, not a curated record. The transcript has 6 exons. Gene Ontology annotation, biological process: cell surface receptor signaling pathway. Gene Ontology annotation, molecular function: transmembrane signaling receptor activity. The coding region runs from base 207 to 1067 and encodes 286 amino acids. Lineage: Eukaryota; Metazoa; Chordata; Actinopteri; Scombriformes; Scombridae.
CAACUCUUCUGCUUCAUUUACAACCUUUUGACUUGUGUUUGUGUAGUUUAAUGAAGCCACUGUUGGUUGAUAUUUGAACUACUGUUUUCAUGUUAACUGCUGAAGACAAAACCACACAACCACCAUACUCACCUCCACAGAGGAAAGAGGAGGGUUUAACUGCUGCGACUGAACAAUGAGUUGAUGUCACAUCACUAUGAGGUACAAUGGAGGAAACAUCUCUUCAGCAGCUGCUCUUGCUGACCUCACUGCUGUGCUGCACAACAAACCAAGCCUCUCUGACUGUGAGUCCCAGCAGCUCUCAGAUGUUUAAAGGAGAUUCUGUCUCUCUGAGCUGUGAGGAGGAUGACAGCUCUGCUGGAUGGACGCUGAGGAGGAACACAAGCAGACAAACCAGAGCUGAGUGUGACAAAUGGGGAAAAACAGGUGGUUCCUCCUGUAACAGCAACUACAUCCUCCCAAUAGACAGUGGAGUUUACUGGUGUGAGUCCAGAGAGGGAGCAACCAGUAACAGCAUCAACAUCACUGUCACUGAUGGAUCAGUGAUCCUGCAGAGUCCUGUCCUCCCUGUGAUGGAGGGAGAUGAUGUCACUCUGCACUGUAAAACAAAGACCACCAACCUCCCAGCUGAUUUCUAUAAAGAUGGCUCCCUCAUCGGAACUGAGCCUGCAGGUCACAUGACCAUCCACCAUGUUUCCAAGUCUGAUGAAGGCCUCUACAAGUGUAACAGCAGUCAUGGAGAGUCUCCACCCAGCUGGAUCACUGUCACAGAUAAACCUACAACCACAACCCCGCCCCCUACAUCUAUAGCCCCCCCCACUGUCUAUUUAGCCCCGCCCCCUGCCUCAGCUCCCCUCCAGGUUGUGUUCAGACUGGUCUGCCACCUAGUGGUGUUCUGUCCGUACUUCAUCUCCACUCUCAUCAUGGUGUCUUUAUAUCGACACAGGUCCACAGGAAAUGACCUGGCCGUCUCCAUGGUGAUGACCCCGCCCACCCAGGCUGAGCAAGGACUGGAUGAUGACUAUGAUGACAUCAUCAUAUCUGUCACCACAGAGCAUCACUUCUGAACUGAACAGAUGUGACUGAUGAAAUGUUCCCGUCAGAAAUCUUUAUGCUUCUUUCUUCCAACAACAAUAAACCAGUUUUGUGUUUUUAAUAAUGUUAAAUAAUGAAUCAAAUCACCAAAGAUGUCAAUAAA